Molecule: messenger RNA, 1298 nt
Organism: Durio zibethinus
Lineage: Eukaryota; Viridiplantae; Streptophyta; Magnoliopsida; Malvales; Malvaceae
Source: RefSeq, a predicted model, not a curated record
UUACAAAACCAUCUCAAAUCAAAAGACAAAACGCAAACAUAUCAUUAAACCAACCAAAAACCUAGGCAAGAGUCAAAACGCCCAACAAAUUCCAGCGCAGUUCCCGGCAUUCGUCACCAGGGAAAUGCCAGGGCCAGGUCCGCACCUCAUGUAUGCGAUGAGCUCUGGCGUAGCUCUGACCCACCUCACCAAGGGGCGUUUCUCCCCUCACCACACCCUUACUUACACUCUCAACGCCUUCUUUGGCCCUGACAUAGGCUCCUUCUCAGAGUGGCUAAGCUCUACUUUCUUUGCUGGCUCUUCCUUUGUCUCUUCUUUAGCUGAUGCAAUCCAUCAUCCUUUUUAUUAUGUGUUCAUUCUGGGGUUCCCUUUAUGCGUUUUCUACUCUUGGGUAUCAAGUGUUUCGGUGCGAAGAGGUUUACUUGAUUCUGUUUCUGGGGUGCCACUUUCAAGGAGUCAGUGCUUAUUGUUGAUGUCAGCGGGUUCUUUGUCACACUUUUUCCUUGACCACUUGUUUGAGGAAAAUGGACACUCAUCCAUGUAUACGUGGAUAUUGAGCACUGGUUGGUGGAUAAACCGUGCACCUGUCAACCCAGAUGCUGUCAUUGUUGUUGGAUUGUUAUGCACUUGUUUAAUUGGUGGCUUCCUUUACAUCAACAGAGCAAGGUUGACAAAGUCCACCAGAAAACAAUCAUAUCAAUCCAUGAAACUUAUUUUGAUUAUAGCUAGCCUCUACUGCUUGUGGUGUGCAAGCCAAAUAUAUUGGGUGAAUCCUCGUCGGCCUGCAGUUGGUGAAGAAGCUGAUCUUGGAGUCCUCCUAUUUAUGGCCACAUAUUUUUUUCUUCCUCACUGUCUCUGUAUUUUGUCCAUGAACUCUGAGGAUCUUCGUACAGAGCAGCUCCCUCUUUAGUUGUAUUAUCAGCAUUGAGAAAGGUGAUCAUUGCUGCUCCCCUGCCAAUUAGAUAUACUUACUAUGUAUAGAGAAAGUUUACAGAUUGUUCAACACUGCAUCCUGUUAGGCAGCAUCAUAUUGCCUUGUGGAAUGGUACCACUAGAUUGUAAUGUGUUGUGGUUAAAUUGUUCGUUGCUUCUUGUUUUCCUGUAAGAGGGAAAUUUUGUAUGUGGAAAUAGUGUACAGACUCUUCAUACGAGUCUGAUACAGAAAGCCAUAGCUUCUGCCAUUGUGAGCACAUAUUUUCUUUGGCAUAUAUGACUAUAGUAACAAUUACUUUGCAUUAAGGAAAAUUUCUAAUAAUACUGGUGCGUUCAUUGAUUUAGCAUAUAUUAUGCUAAAAAAA